AUGGGUCAAGUACAACCCGACGUGGUGGCACAACCUUCAGAUGACCUUGAUGAUGCCGUGGUGUAUCUCAAUGACCAUGGGAAUGUGGCGCCCGACUCUCAAGUCAAUCUGCGUGCACUCCGUCGUAAGAUCGAUCGACGUUUGAUGCCUUAUAUGUUCUGCUGCUAUGUACUGCAAUUCCUGGACAAGGUCAUGCUGAACUAUGCGGCCGUUAUGGGAAUCAAAAAAGACCUGGCACUUGUCGGAAAUGAUUUUUCUAACGUCGCUACAUGGUUUUUCAUUGCCUACUUGAUCGCAGAGAUACCAAAUGUAUAUUGUUUACAAAAAGUGCCCCCUGCCAAAUGGCUCGGGGGAAAUGUUCUCCUCUGGGGAGUGGCGGCUGCCGCCUCCGCAGGCGCCCAAGGAUAUCGCAGCCUUCUGGCAGCCCGGAUUUUCCUGGGUAUUUUUGAAGCGACGGUUGGCCCAUCAUUGAUGCUUAUCAGUAGCCAGUAUUACACCAGAAGCGAACAAGCUCCUCGGUUUACUAUAUGGUAUAUGGGUCUUGGUGUGGCCCAGAUUAUUGGAGGUGUCAUAUCCUUCGGCUUCCAGCAGGUGCAUCAUGCUUCACUAGAAGGUUGGCGGAUUAUGUUUCUUGUUCUCGGACUAGUAACAGUUCUUGUCGGCGGCCUGACGUUUUUCUUCCUCCCUGACACGCCGAUGAAGGCACCCUGGCUGUCCGAGGACGAAAAGGUCGCCCUCCUCCAACACGUCAGCGAGAACAAGACCGGGGUAUGGGGUACAACUUUGAACCUGAAGCAAAUCUGGGAGGCCGUCGGCGAUAUUCAGCUGUGGCUCCUGACUGUGAUAACAAUUUUGAUAUCCGUGUCCAGUGGUGUAGUGACGACAUAUUCUUCAACAUUAAUUGCUGGAUUUGGCUUCUCGGGUCCCAUCUCAGCCUUACUCAAUACCCCGUCGGGCAUUGUUAGCAUUUUUUUCACACUUCUCGUCGGCUUUGGCAUCCGGACAACUUCAAAUCGCUGGGCAUGGAAUGUGCUCUGUACAAUUCCUGGGAUUAUCGGCGCCGCCGUACUUUCCUUCUUACCCAAAAGCAACAAAGCCGGUGUCCUGAUCGGUAUCUAUCUUGUCAACGCCAUUGUGGCUACUCUUCCGAUUCUAUACCAGUGGACCAUGGCCAACUGCGCUGGACAUACCAAGCGUGCAUUUGCUAGUGCACUCGUUGCUGGAUCUUUCUCGGUCGGAAAUAUCAUUGGGCCACAGACAUUCCAGUCACGCGAUGCGCCUGAGUAUAAACCCGCCAAGAUAGCUGUUCUCGCGACACAGGCUGCAGCGGCUGUGCUAUCCAUCGUGCUCUUUGGCUAUUAUAGGUGGCAAAACCGCCACAGAGAUCAGACUGAGAGCCGCAUUGAUGACAACAUUGCUGAUGAGAACAAGUGGGCUGGGCUCACUGAUAAAGAGAAUCCUUCUUUCCGUUAUGUCUACUAA
Molecule: messenger RNA, 1482 nt
Organism: Penicillium griseofulvum
Lineage: Eukaryota; Fungi; Ascomycota; Eurotiomycetes; Eurotiales; Aspergillaceae
Product: putative MFS transporter
Exons: 4
Coding region: 1-1482 (493 amino acids)
Biological process (GO): transmembrane transport
Cellular component (GO): membrane
Molecular function (GO): transmembrane transporter activity
Source: RefSeq, a predicted model, not a curated record